AUGAAUUGCACUUAUCAUAUUCAAAAUCCCAUCAUUUUGAUAUGUGUGGCUCCUCACAAGUGCUAAUGUUAAAGGAAACUUUGUGUGAAAUGCCAAUAUGAGCAUGGAGUGGAUUUGAAAUAUACGAUUCCAAUCGAUAUAUUUUAAGAAAAGGCAAUCAAUAAAUUAAAAGACUCAAAGACUAAUGAUAUAUCUGAACUAUCAAAAUAAAGAAUGGCCUUUAAAUCCUUACUCUCUCAAACCGAACAAUUGAUGAAGAAAAUUUGGGAGGAGUUGUCACAAUCAAUCAAAUAAGUAUAUGAUUAGAUUGAAAAGGAAAACUAAUCAUACUUAAACCUAAUCAAUAAAGAGACAAAUCUAGCUGAAUCUUCUUACACUGAUAUAGAAAAAUUAGUAAACAUUGUAGAAGGAUCAACUUUAAAUGAUUGGAAUGCUGAGAAGAGUUCUUAAAUGAAAGAAUUAGAGAAGACCAUGAGUUGGUGGGACCAACAUAUAAAGGCUUUUAUUGAGAAGUCUAAUUAUGGAAUCCAAUAGAUCCAAUCAUUAAUUAAGUAAGGUUUAUAAAUCUUAUCUUUAGGGAAGAUGAAGAAGAAGUUUAUUAAAUGAAGGAAGAUCUUUAUGAGAUGCUAACCUACAUCCAGGAUAUAGAUGAAUCUCUGUAUUAGAAGAUCCUUGAUAUACUUAGAAAAUAGAAAGUUUCAGACAUUAUUGGAUUCCUGUCGAAGACAAACAAUAAUCAGUUUUAUGAAUCUUUAAACUACAAGUAAGAGAAUAUUAGGGAAAUCAAGAAGUAAGUAAAGAAAAUAACUAAUUUCUUGAGGAAUAUUUAGAAUCAUAAAUUUAAUAAAGAUGACUAUUCUCAAGAAACAUAUGAAAAGGAAAGAGCGGAUCUGGUCAAUAUGAUUAAGGAUAACAAAAGGAUCACAGAAUUCAUCAAAUUUUUAGUACGAAUAACAAGCAUAGAUGUAAAUUUUAUUCAAUCAGGAUCAAAUGGACUUAGUUUAUUAGUGGACAUGAAGGUUGAUCUUAAAAACAAAUCAUUUGAAAAUAUCAAAAUCAAGAAUACUUCUUUAAUUGGAGGGAAUUUUGUAAGAUGCAACUUGAGU
Molecule: messenger RNA, 1106 nt
Organism: Paramecium pentaurelia
Lineage: Eukaryota; Ciliophora; Oligohymenophorea; Peniculida; Parameciidae
Source: the annotation of a GenBank genome assembly